AAGUGUGUGAUCUUUUCACACGCAAACCACAAAAACCAUUUCUCCCAUUCUUUCCUCUGCUACUUGUUCCCAGAAACCUCGUGUAUCCCCACAAAACAAAACAAUCCAUAUUUUUCACUUAAAAGACCAACAUAAACUCCAGAAAAAAGGCAGUUAUUCCAACCCCUGGAGCUAGCUGCUCUCUCUAGUCAGAAGCUACAUAUAUAUAGAGAGAGAUGGGCAACUGCUUUCCAACUCCAGUAACUAGUUUCUCCGCGGCCUACAAGCUUCGCACUGCAUCAGUUUCCAAUGCUAAAGCUCAAGAGCGAGGCAAGGCAACGAGUCCACCCAACAAACAAGAUGAUGAUACUGAUGCUGAUAUUUUCCCGGGUCAAGUAGUAGACAGCACAGGCAUGAUUGUGAGGCCGAAUUUGAAGAUGUAUAAUUUGGGGGAACUGAAGAGUGCAACCAGGCACUUCAGACCUGAUAGUGUGGUCGGAGAGGGUGGUUUCGGCCGGGUUUUUAAGGGUUGGGUUGACCCGACGACCUUAGCUCCGUCUAGGGUUGGUGUUGGCAUGCUGGUUGCCGUAAAGAGAUCCAGUCCAGACAGUGAACAAGGCCUCAAGGAGUGGCAGGCAGAGGUGAAAUUCUUGGGAAAGUUUAGUCAUCCCAAUCUUGUGAAACUCUUGGGAUAUUGCUGGGAAGACAAAGAGUUUCUGCUUGUGUAUGAAUACAUGCAGAAAGGAAGCUUAGAAAGUCACUUGUUCAGGAAUGGUGCAGAACAACUUUCGUGGAAAACAAGGCUUAAAAUAGUGAUAGGAGCCGCUAGAGGCCUUGCUUUUCUUCACACAACUGAGAAACAAGUCAUUUAUCGCGAUUUUAAAACAGCCAAUAUCCUUCUGGACGGGGAUUUCAAUGCCAAGUUAUCAGAUUUUGGAUUGGCUAAAUUAGGACCGAUAAAUGGUAAUUCUCAUGUUACAACAGGAAUUGUAGGUACUUAUGGUUAUGCUGCUCCUGAGUACAUGGCUACAGGUCAUUUAUAUUUAAGGAGCGACGUUUAUGGUUUUGGAGUUGUAUUGCUGGAAAUACUGACAGGACGACGAGUAGUUGAUAUGAAUCGUCCUCACAGGGAAAACAAUUUAGUUGAAUGGGCCAGACCGUAUCUCCAAAAGAAGAGUACAUUAAGGAGGAUUAUGGAUCCCAAACUGGAACACAGAUAUCCACUUAAGGCUGCUUUUGAGGCAGCAACGCUUACACUGAAAUGCCUUGAAUCUGAUCCCAAAAAUCGACCAUUCAUCAAUCAUGUAUUGAACACUCUUGAACAGAUCAAUACCAUCGAUAUGUCUCCUAAGGAGGCAAAAACCAGCAAUGUACUAUAAUCAAUGUCGAGACUCCGAUGGUGAUCAAUAUGGGAGUAAUUUAUAUGGAAACGUCGGUGCAGCUAGCUGGUAGCCGCGCUCUGGGUAACAGGACACCCCCGGUUAAGUCAAAUUGGUAGUAAGAAGAUGCAGGGGUGGUUUCAGACAAUAUAUGCUCUUGGAAAUUUAUUUGAUUUCACGUGUGUAUGUAACAAUUACAAUACAUAUCUAUUUUUCGUAUUCUUGUAAUUGUAACAAUGUUCUCUUCUCUAAGAAGCCAAGCCAUUCUGUUGUGGUAUU
This is a messenger RNA of Daucus carota subsp. sativus, 1637 nucleotides long. RefSeq names its product probable serine/threonine-protein kinase CST. Lineage: Eukaryota; Viridiplantae; Streptophyta; Magnoliopsida; Apiales; Apiaceae. Gene Ontology annotation, molecular function: ATP binding; protein kinase activity. Bases 216 to 1358 code for a protein of 380 amino acids. Gene Ontology annotation, biological process: protein phosphorylation. The transcript has 6 exons. The record is from RefSeq and is a predicted model, not a curated record.